AUGAAUACAAGCAUUGUUAGUUCAUCUGCACACUCUCAACUGAAUCCUCCCAUGCAAGAUAUAUUAAAAUUUAAUGUAGAUGCUUCAUUUGAUGAGGAAACUAACACGCUUGGCACUGGCGUAGUCUUACACACUCAUGCAGGAACCUGUGAAGGGAUCAGAGGAUUCUACUCAGAUGGAGCACUAAGUCUGGAGGCUGGGGAGUGCAUGGCUAUUCGAGAAGCUCUGCUGUGUGCUCGAGAAAAGCAGUUCACAAGUAUUCACAUAGAAGCUGAUGCAAAGCUAGUAGUUCAAUCAAUCACUGAUAAUGUUCUUCUUACUCGGUGGGAGAAUACGAGCAUUCUGAAGCAGAUUAAGAGUCUGAGUGCCAGUUUUAAUCAUUGUAGUUUUUCCUUUGUCAGUAGAGAUGAUAAUAGAGUAGCUGAUGAAGUUGCAAGAUCUGUUAGAGAAUCAUCUACUCAUAUAAACCUUUUAAAUAACUUCUCUGAGGAUAUUUGUAGUCUCCUGGCAAGAGACAUUAAUGCUUCUUCUACUUAA
Papaver somniferum (opium poppy) is the source of this 537-nucleotide messenger RNA. RefSeq lists its product as uncharacterized. The transcript has a single exon. The record is from RefSeq and is a predicted model, not a curated record. Gene Ontology annotation, molecular function: nucleic acid binding; RNA-DNA hybrid ribonuclease activity. NCBI's taxonomy places the organism in Eukaryota, Viridiplantae, Streptophyta, Magnoliopsida, Ranunculales, Papaveraceae. The coding region runs from base 1 to 537 and encodes 178 amino acids.